Molecule: messenger RNA, 829 nt
Organism: Syzygium oleosum
Lineage: Eukaryota; Viridiplantae; Streptophyta; Magnoliopsida; Myrtales; Myrtaceae
Product: germin-like protein 9-3
Exons: 1
Coding region: 1-633 (210 amino acids)
Cellular component (GO): cell wall
Molecular function (GO): manganese ion binding
Source: RefSeq, a predicted model, not a curated record
AUGGAGAAAUUGUCUAGCCUGAUAGCAUGUGCCUUGAUCUUGGCUAUUGCGAAGAACCCAAUCUUCGCGAAUACGGGAGAUCCUGACAUUCUGACGGAGUUCCUGGUCCCACCGAGCCUCAAUGCAAGCAAUAUCACUAGGCAAUACUUCACAUUCACCAAUUUCAGGUAUUUCGAAGCAAAAGCCAAUCUGACAGGACGAACCACGGCCCUCAUAGCCAAAGCGACACUGAAAGAAUUUCCGGCCCUCGAGGGGCAGAGCGUCUCUGUGGCCAAAAUCAUCUACCCGCCUUCGGGGAUCAACCCGCCACACACACACCCGCGGUCGGCCGAGCUCCUGAUCGUCCUGGAAGGCAUCCUGGAGGUCGGGUUCGUCGACACGGAAAACCAGCUCUUCCUGCAGACCCUCCAGGCCCACGACCUGUUCAUCUUCCCAAAAGGGCUGGUCCACUUCCAGGUCAACACGAAGCCUGACUGCAAGGCCGUGGCGCUCGGGGUGUUCGGGAGCGCGAGCGCUGGGACGGUUUCGAUCCCGGCUAGCGUGUUUGGGAGUGGGAUCGAUGUAGACAUCCUCACAAAAGCUUUCCACACGGAUGAUCAGAUCAUAUCCGAGCUAGUAGAGGCCAACAAGUAACAUUAUAGAUGAGGUUCAUAAUCUGCAGUCUGUUCCUUUAUGAAGAUCUCAUUGCUACCUCAAGCAGAGGUGUUCAAUAAGUAAAAUAACAUGCCGACUGGUAUAAAAAGAUGUAAUCGUGUUGAUCUAAUCAUUUUUAUAUUUGAUAAGUAAAUGUCUCGUAUUCUCAUGACACAAUCAACUCUGAAUGGACAAA